This is a messenger RNA of Dothidotthia symphoricarpi CBS 119687, 2310 nucleotides long. RefSeq lists its product as uncharacterized. Gene Ontology annotation, molecular function: chromatin binding. The coding region runs from base 168 to 2207 and encodes 679 amino acids. The transcript is spliced from 2 exons. Gene Ontology annotation, cellular component: nuclear inner membrane. NCBI's taxonomy places the organism in Eukaryota, Fungi, Ascomycota, Dothideomycetes, Pleosporales, Dothidotthiaceae. The record is from RefSeq and is a predicted model, not a curated record.
ACGACGACGUCACAAACAACCUAACAGAGCAGACUUUCAUCCCUCCAUACGCCUAUUGCUCUGACUAGCCACCACGACCCGGUUAUAUCGCAUUAUCUAGACCAUCCAAAAGGCUCUACAACCCGACUGCACGCACCCUCUCGACCCCACAGUCAAUUUGAAGCGAAAUGGCCGACGCACGCGGAGAAUACUGGUAUUUCGACCCCGAUGUCGACGCAAACAAGAUCACCGUCCCCGAGUUGCGCAGUAUUUUGCUCAAGCAUGGCGUCACGUAUCCGUCCUCGGCAAAGAAGGCCGCGUUGGUCAGCUUGUUCAACCAGGCUGUCGCCCCACAGGCGGCCCAGGUCCAAAGGGCAUAUGCACACACCAAGCGAUCGACGAGGGGCAUUGUCGACGUGCCCUCCAGCGCCGACAGCAUGACGACAACGGACGAUGCCGAGGACGAGACACUGCUGCCACCCCAGCCUACGACGAGGCGCACCUCCCGCCGCACAACACGCGCCUCCCCAGAAGAGCCAGACACGUUUGCGCCAGCACCGCGCGCGAAGACGCCGUCCCGUGCCGUGCCCGCGAAACAUGGGAGGGGGCUUGAGGCAGAGGCUGAAGAGCAGCCUGCAGUGAGGCGGAAGAGUUAUGCACCGGUUGUAAAGCAGCCCGCUCAUGAACCCGAAGCAUGGCAUCGCCCCGCCGCCGACAGCCCGUUCACCCAGGAGAACCCUUUCCAGAGUGGGAGCUCUCCAGCGGUGCCUGAUUCUGCGGUGCGCGACCGGAGGAGAAGGACUAUGGGCUCGGAGCAGAAGGAGAAGCGCAAGAGCGAUGCAUUCCGCCGCAAAACUUUCCAGCCUACCACUGAGCAGGUCGAUGAGGGCAUUGUCGUGCCUUCUCGCGGGACGUUCGAUGUGGCAGACCCGCGCGAACAUGAGGAGGAGCCCGAUACUGGGGACACCGGCGAAGAAUUCACCCCAGAAGCACAGCUGGAGCUUGUGCGUGAUCGUGCCAAAGCUGGUGAGAUGGAUAUCCUGCCACCACGGAGACGCAGACAGCCUUCAAAGGCUACAAAAACUCUGAAAGCCAUGUCAGGAACCCUUUUGCUCACUGCUGCCGCAGUGCUAGGUGGGGUUUGGCGUCAAGAGAAGAUUCAAGUCGGCUUUUGCGGCAUCGGGAGGGAGGCUACUGCGCUUGCCGGUGUAGACGUGCCUGUUUGGGCAAGCGACAUUCUUCCGCAGUGCGAACCGUGUCCGCCACACGCUCAAUGCUACAGAGGCUUGGAGCUUACCUGCGAACGUGACUUCAUGAGAAAAGACCAUCCACUUUCGCUCGGAGGACUGAUCCCUCUGCCGCCUACCUGCGAACCUGAUAGCGAGAAGACGCGCAAAGUCACUAGUGUCGCCGACAAGGCCGUGCAGAUUCUACGGCAACGCAGGGCACAGUACGAAUGCGGCGAGCCUGACGCCGAAGGGAACCCGGUGGAGAGCCCUGAAGUGACCGAAGAGGAGCUGAAGCAGCAUAUGGUUACUCAGAAGCGCAAAGGCAUGACGGAUCAAGAGUUCAGUGAGCUUUUUGAUCGAGCUUUCCCCGACAUGACAUUGCGCGAGGAAGUCGUCGAGACAAGCGAUGGAACAACUGGCGGACGACGACUCGCUUCAACGUCCCUCGCCGAACUCUCCCUCUCCUGCAGCGUCCGCCGAUCCCUCCGACAGUCUCUUGAACGACAUCUUCUCCAAAUUGUGACGUUGUUCCUCCUGAUCGCCACGGGCUCGUAUGGAAAGUACACCGUUACCAAUCGCCGGGCCAUGGAGUCGCGGGCGAAGCAACUUGCAAGUAAUGUCUUCGAUCGUCUCGCUGAUCAGGCUGCACUUAGCUAUCAAGAACCUGGCUCUUAUCCAGAGAAGGGCAUCAGCAUGGCACAGCUUCGAGACGACGUUCUUCGGAACGAAUUCUCCUCUUCGCGACGACAAAAGUUAUGGGAGAGGGUGCAGAAGAAGGUCGAAUUCAACUCGAACAUUCGUGCGGCUGUUAGGGAGACGAGCAGUGGUGAUGUUGCUCGCAUGUGGGAAUGGAUUGGCCCAGUCAAGUUGCUUGAGGAUGGGCGUAGCAGUGGCAAACGUGAGAGUGGUCGGUUUAGCCUUGGAAUGGGCAGCCCUCCCACGGCAUCGAAAGACAUGAAGGAGGUCAAAUUGUGGAAGGAGGGUCGACCUGCCUACUAGGUUUGGGUUGCGAUUUUGGUGUAUUUGAUAUGGAUCACAAGUUGAUGGUGCUAUUUUGGAGAGAGAUCUGAUGAAAUCGCAUGAUACCACAUCGUAAUGUUUG